AUGUCUUCCUUAUCCGUGAGUAACGGGACGAACGACGGUAACGGAACCGGGGUCAUAUGGUUGCCGAACUACUGGUCCAGUUUUGUUGAAAGACCAACAUCUCAACAAUCCACGUCCGUUGGUGUCUGGAUCCGCCUCGUCGGCUUGCCGCCUGUCUUGCUUCUUGGAAUUAUUGGUAACAUUCUUGCUAUAUUGGUGAUGUCCCGACCAGCUAUGAGACGCCAUUCGUUCAGCUUCUACCUUCUACUUUUGGGCGUCUGUGAUACCAUAUCUCUCCUGGUCCGGUUACUCUUCUGGAUCAACUUAUUCCUGGAGUUCAAAGGGUCUCCUGUGGUCAUCACUUUUACAAACCUACCCGCCUGCAUCAUCAGUGAAUAUUUCAUCACCGCCAACACUGUCGUCUGCUCCUGGGUUGUCGUCUGCAUCACCUACGAGCGGGUAAUUAUAGUGAUGUUUCCUCUGACCGGUACCAAAUUGUGUAAGCCAUAUAUAUCCCGCAGGGUCGUUGUUCUACUCAUCCUGUUCCCCUUCCUGUUGAUGGCCUACAUUCCCUUCAACACGAGCUACUUUCCAGACCUCGGCUGCGUCAUGCGCUACAUACCCGACAUGUUGAUGCAUUACAUCAUGGCCACGACGUUCGUGACCAUGCUCCCUCUCGCCCUAAUCUUCCUGGGUAAUGCCGUCAUAAUAAUACAACUGAAACGUCAGAGCAAAAGAAUCACCGGAACCGGAAAACGCGAAAACAAUGUUAGCCGUGUAACUACCAUGUUGGUGACGGUGUCCUUGACCUUCUUCAUUCUUGUUCUGCCCAACGCCCUAAUGGCGCUGCUGCUCGCCCUUCGGCCUGACUGGGGUAUUCUCCGAGCCGCUGUGGACCCUGCCGCCUUCCUUUGGGAUCUCAACUUUGCCAUUAACUUCUACCUUUACGUCAUCACCGGAGGCAACGUCAGAACUGAGGCGAAGGAGAUGUUUUCGUGCUUUAAGACUGGAACUACAGAAGCAGUACAACGAAACAGUGUGAUGUCACGAAAGUAA
Haliotis rubra (blacklip abalone) is the source of this 1035-nucleotide messenger RNA. Its product is annotated as FMRFamide receptor-like. NCBI's taxonomy places the organism in Eukaryota, Metazoa, Mollusca, Gastropoda, Lepetellida, Haliotidae. The coding region runs from base 1 to 1035 and encodes 344 amino acids. The record is from RefSeq and is a predicted model, not a curated record. Gene Ontology annotation, molecular function: G protein-coupled receptor activity. Gene Ontology annotation, biological process: G protein-coupled receptor signaling pathway. Gene Ontology annotation, cellular component: plasma membrane. The transcript has a single exon.